GGCGGAAUCAACAAGGAAAGGUGAAAGAGGAAAAAGAAAGAUAGCGGAGCGGAAACAGGAAGAGGGACAGAGUGAAAGAUAUAUAUUAUAUAUAUAAAUAUAAACCAAAAAAAAAUAAAGACGAACAUUUCCUUCCUUUCGCUUUACACUUUUCUGCUCCGAUUGAGAGGCGGUAGGGUCGCCGUUUCCAAGGUGACGGGGGCAGACGGAGAGGAAAAUGUCGCUGUUCGGGAAGAAGAAGACGGCGGAAGACAUAAUAAAGGAACAGAAUCGAGAGUUGAGGGGAACUCAACGAUCUAUAGCCAGAGAUAGAGCGGGCUUAGAGAAACAAGAAAAACAGCUGGAAAUGGAAAUUAAGAAAAUGGCCAAGGCUGGCAAUAAAGAUGCUUGCAAGGUUCUUGCAAAACAACUUGUGCAGUUGCGGAAACAGAAGACCCGUACGUAUGCUGUGAGUUCAAAGGUCACUUCUAUGUCUACUCAGGCUAAAUUAAUGAACUCUCAGAUGAAGAUGGCUGGUGCCAUGGCUACCACAACAAAGACAAUGCAAACUAUGAACAAGAAAAUGGACCCACAAAAGACCUUACAAACAAUGCAGAAUUUCCAGAAAGAAAACAUGAAAAUGGAAAUGACAGAAGAAAUGAUGAAUGACACAUUAGAUGACAUUUUUGACGAGUCUGGAGAUGAAGAAGAAAGUCAAGAUAUUGUGAACCAGGUGUUAGAUGAAAUAGGAAUUGAGAUUUCUGGAAAGAUGGCUAAAGCUCCGUCAACAGCCAAAGGUCUACCUACAGCAUCGACGUCUAAAUCUCAUAUCUCAGAUGAAGAAAUUGAACGGCAGCUGAGAGCUUUGGGUGUGGAUUAAUUGAUCAGGCUGUUACUGGGGGAGGAGGAAAUCUCUUUCUGUUCACACGUGAACCACGCCUUUUACCUUAACUAACUUGGAUUUACUUUAAAGGCAACAUUGGAUAAAUAGUGAGAGCAACAUGGACAUUCUUAUGUAACUUUAACAAAAAUAUUCAUUUCCAAGGCCAGACUUUAAAGCCAGGUUCUGCCUUCUUCGGUUCCAUAUUGCUGCUUUAAAACUAAUUUCUCAACGAUUUUUGGGGUGGACAAAAAUAAUAUGUAUGGUUAGUAAUGUUUCUAAGGCUGACAAAUGUAUAUCAAAGCAUGGUACAUGUGUUUAAUUUGUUUGACUCCACUUCUUGUGUAACAAACCAUUUGUAAUAGUUGCCCACUAAAAUGAAAAAGAAAAUGUUUGUUGCCAAUUACUUUUUUUAAAUAUUCUGGUGUAAUCUAUACUAAUUACAUCUCAAUAGGCAAAGCUAUAGGUAGCAGUUUAAUAUUUUCAGUGCUUUCAAAUAAACUGUGAAACAAUUGAGUGACAGUU
This is a messenger RNA of Carcharodon carcharias (great white shark), 1384 nucleotides long. It is a transcript of the gene chmp2ba, whose product is annotated as charged multivesicular body protein 2Ba. The transcript has 6 exons. Gene Ontology annotation, cellular component: ESCRT III complex; multivesicular body. Bases 218 to 859 code for a protein of 213 amino acids. Gene Ontology annotation, biological process: endosome transport via multivesicular body sorting pathway; late endosome to vacuole transport; protein transport. The record is from RefSeq and is a predicted model, not a curated record. NCBI's taxonomy places the organism in Eukaryota, Metazoa, Chordata, Chondrichthyes, Lamniformes, Lamnidae.